GACAAAACAGCUGCUUUAGCUGCCAGAAUCUCGAUAGUUGCUGCCUGAUUUCCUCCAGCCUUCUGCUUUCCUUUAAUUUCCCGCUCUGAGCUCAAUCAUACCGAUACGCAAUUCAUCCAUGGAAGCAAGCAGAAAGAUGCAUGACCAGGAACAGAAGGCUGCCGGAACUUGGCCAUUGUCGAAUCUCGUUCUGUACUCUUUUUGGCAGAGCUCCUGCUCAUGGCGAGUUCGCUUUGCACUGAAGCUCAAAGGUCUUCCGUAUGAGUACAGAGCAGUGGAUCUGGUGAAAGGGGAGCAAUUCAGCCCAGAAUUUCAGCGGUUGAAUCCUCUUGGUUAUGUUCCGGUUCUGGUGGAUGGUGGCGUGGUUGUCUCCGACUCGUUUGCAAUAUUGAUGUAUUUGGAAGAUAAGUAUCCACAGAACACCUUGUUGCCAGAGGAUCCUCAACUGAGGGCUCUGAAUCUCCAGGCUGCAGGUGUUGUCACCUCAAGCAUACAGCCUCUUCAUAUGCAAUCACUACUGAAGUACAUAGAAGACAAAUUUGGUCCAGAAGAACGGUUGUUGUGGGCUAAGACUCAUAUAGAAAAGGGUUUACUUGCUCUUGAGAAGUUACUGAAAGGCUUUGCUGGUCAAUAUGCAACUGGAAAUUCACUUUACCUGGCAGAUGUGUUUUUAGCACCCCAGAUUGCUGUAGCGGUAUCCCGAUUCAAAAUUGACAUUACUCAGUACCCAACGUUGAGCAGAAUACAUGAAUCGUACAAAACGGUGCCAGCAUUUUUAGCUUCAAUCCCAGAAGCACAAGCGGAUGCAUCGCAUUGAGUUUCUUUCCUGUUUCAUUUGGCUAUGCAUAGGAAUGGAAUAUUAACUGUUGAAGUGUAGACGAUGUGACCGGGAUCUGUUAAAAUUUCUAACCUCAGUACCCGGUCUAGCUCAGUCAGUAGAAAGCAAGGCUCUUAACCUUGUGUAGUUGUGUUUGUGGGUUGGAGGCAGACGAUGGCCGAUUUUUUUUCCUCGAAACUCAAUUACUGUUUAUUUUGCUGAAGGCUUCCAUGGUCAGAUCAGUACCUGUUUCAAGUGGAAAAACGGUUUGUUGGUUCGCUCCUGACUUCUUAUGAAGAUGACGAUUGUUACUACGGUCCACAUCUCUUCAAAUACUGUUCGAACGAGGGUGUUUAGUGUAUGGGGAAUCUACGUUACUUUACACUACUCCUAUGGAGAUUCUUUGAGAGCUCCGCGACUACAACUAAGACUACUACUAUGGAGGAUCCUUCAUGGAAGAGAGCUCCACAAACUACACAGAAAAGAAAAAAAAAAGGACAGUUGAGACAAGUUGUCUUUUUGUUGAGUCGUGAUUGUCUGCCUUACUCCAGGAUCUUGUUUUAAGUUUUGUUGCCAGGAUUUGUCCAA
Molecule: messenger RNA, 1405 nt
Organism: Linum tenue
Lineage: Eukaryota; Viridiplantae; Streptophyta; Magnoliopsida; Malpighiales; Linaceae
Source: the annotation of a GenBank genome assembly